This is a messenger RNA of Ectocarpus sp. CCAP 1310/34, 2333 nucleotides long. NCBI's taxonomy places the organism in Eukaryota, Phaeophyceae, Ectocarpales, Ectocarpaceae. The record is from the annotation of a GenBank genome assembly.
UCCAGGACAACAGGCAACCUGGGCUCCUGGCUCUCGGUGCUUGGUGCAGCAGCAUGUACGCUGGCGAGGAUGGAGAAGUCUUCGUAGAGCUGGGGCACGUGGGUAAGGCGCUUUCUGUCUCCAAAGCCUCGCAGCCGGACAAGAGCAAAGCCGGAGGUUGGCCGGCAUGGUUCGGAGAGGCUCCUGUCAAAGUUGGCGACCUCGUGUGCGGCCUCUGUGGUAGAUGGUUGUAUCUCGUCACACAGAUCUAUGCUCCGACCCAUGUGGAGAGGUCACUGUGCCUCUUCGGGUGCAACCGGGCGGCGUGCUCCCAGCGACCCGAAGGGUGGCGGGCGAUACGCACACAAGCUCCACAGCCUGUCGAGCCCGCACAAGACGACAGCGACCCCACUGCCGUACCAACGGUGAGCGCUGUUGCAGGCACGACGAAUGUGGCACCACCGACGCUUCCGACUUCAACGCAGCCAGCAGCGCACGCGACGGAUCCAUGGGGAGCAAGCGACGUGUCGUGGGACGCCCCCACUUCCGACGGCGAUGGGUGGGGUGCCGAGACGAGCGAUUGGGGGGCGGGAGUUGACACCGAAGACGUUGGGGGUAUUGCAACGGCGGACAUCGAUGCCUUGCUCGACAAACAAGAGAAGAAGCAGUCGUCGACUUGCCUAGGAGACCGGGCAUCAGCAGCAGCAGCAGCAGCAGAAAAACCUUCAACGGGUGACGACACAUACAGCUCUUUAGCAGAGUUAGCACCUAACCACAGCAGUAUUGGCAGCGGCAGCCAACAGAAGAGCGCAGCGGAGAGUUCCAAAUCAGACAACGUCGCGGCAGAAGGCGGGGACUGGGGAGGGCGGCCUUGGUUCCCAGCAAAGACUGUCAGCUUUGUCCCCGAGCCGUGGGGAGCAGAAAGUUCCCGAGCAGACGACAAGGACAUGGAGAAUCGACUCCGGCGGUAUAGGGAGCAAGAGGAGGACCGCGGGCUUGUCGCGGCGCUUGAUCAUGCCCUUGGCCUGAUGGAUGCUGGGGGGCUCCGCAGUGAACACGGAGGAAAGGAGGGGAAAGGGGUGGCCAGUGUUGGGGAGAAGUAUGAGCGUACGCCUGCGAGGGCAAAGGCCGUCAUGCGGUUCGCCGAUCGGGUCGCCCGUUCCCCCCAGCAAGUAGUACGCUAUGCGUACGGAGGAGAACCCCUCUGGUCCGCUUCCGAUCCGCCUGGUGAAGAGAUACCCCCGUGUGCCUGCGGUGCCACCCGGGUGUUCGAGAUGCAGCUCAUGCCGGCCCUGUUGUUGCAGCUGCAAGUGAACGACCUCGCCGAACGAGAAACAGGAAGCCGAGAGGGGGGCAGUCCCGCUACUUUUUCUGGUCUUGAAUCAAAGAAGAUCUCCACGCUUUCGCAGGAAGCUGACGGCCAUGACAACAAAAACACUUUGAAGUCAAAAACUCCCUCGGCUGUGGCGGUUCAGCCGAAGGAUGCUGCAUUAACGCGGUCAACCGACGAGCACGGAGUCGCACCAGGAGAUGGAAGCGGAGCAAUGGCGGGGAUGGGUGUAAGUGGCGAAGAGGACGAAGGAAACGAAACCACGAUGAUGCCCACCCCCAGCGUCGAAGAGCGCGAGCGGUUGAGAACGCUGGGGAUGGAUUGGGGAGUGGUUGCGAUCUGGUCGUGCCCCAGAAGCUGCAGCGCUAGCUGCGAAGAGUGCGUAGUAGUGCAGUUGCCCGUCUGAUGAACACCGCUCGAUCUUGAUAUAGCAUGCAUCCCGCGCGCGCGUAGUUUGGUUCGUUUGCUUGCUGUGAGGGGGGGUCUAGUUUGUCGUUGAGACACAACAAACGGCGAAGUGCGUUUUGUCGGCUGAAGUCCAAGGAAAGCGGUCUCAAAAAUAAUAGUCUAAUGAUCUCUCCUGUGAUUCCAGGGGGGGUGUGUGCAACAAGUGUCGCGAGCAGAAAGAUUCGUGUACCUGACCUAUGCCGCGAAACACCACUUGUACGUACGGCAGAUGGCACCUUUGACGUUUCAAAUGGUAUAUGGAUAUUGCCAUCGUGUAUGCUUGUUUUGCCAAUCAAUGGUAAUUUUCAGUUCACAGGUUGAGAUGCUUUGUAGGAGCAGAUAUCACUGACGUAUUGCUGCGUAUGCCGUUUCCCUGUGAUUGUGAGUUUGUCUGGCCCUUGUCUUGUUAUUUGUGGCCCUCCGAUCCAUCAGUUUGUUGGUGGCCACGUGCACCCUGUUUGUAGUCGAAGGCUUUUGCACCAUUUCUGUUUGCUCUCAGCAUAGACCUCUCUCUUCAGUUGUUGUGAGCCUCGGAACCAUGCGCUCCGACUCUCCUCCUCGUCGAAAGGCAGUCAAG